Messenger RNA from Argiope bruennichi, 2764 nucleotides. Its product is annotated as zinc finger protein 121-like. The record is from RefSeq and is a predicted model, not a curated record. Bases 486 to 1943 code for a protein of 485 amino acids. The transcript has a single exon. Gene Ontology annotation, cellular component: nucleus. NCBI's taxonomy places the organism in Eukaryota, Metazoa, Arthropoda, Arachnida, Araneae, Araneidae.
UUGAAGUAUUAUUUGUUUCUUAAGCAUUUUCAUCGAAAUUAUAAGUACCCUAUCAGGAUCGCGUAUUAUUUUCUCGUGAGUUUUAUCAGCCUUAAAUAUUCACUUACUUUUCGUAUUAUUCGUGCAUUCUUAAAAAAGAAUCUGUAUUGAGAAAUAAUUAUAAAAAUAUAUGUAUUAAAAAAUAGUUAGAAAUUUUAAAAAGUUUUUCAUUUCAGUUAUCAUUUACAUGAUAUUAUUUUUGAAGUUUUAGGAGAUUUAAAUUUAGGAAUUAUAUUUAAUACUUGAACUAUGCUGAUUCUUUUAGCAAGUAUAAAUGUAUCAUUUUAUGAAAAUUUAAAAUAGUUGAUCAUGCUUCAACUUAAUCAAGUUAUCAUUACAAUAACACUGAUUCAUGUGCCUAUAAAGCUCAGUACAUCUCAAAGGCUUGUUCUUACACAAUAUUUGAAACAGAACACACUGAAUCAGAAAAUUUAAGGAUACAUAUUAUGAUGGAUGCAAGUGAAGUACCUUCUAAAAAAUUAAGUAAAAACUGUGACUUGAUGGAGAAUUUGGUUGAGAAUUCAACACAAAUCAUUAAGAUACAUGAAAAAGAAUGUAUUGAAUCAGAAAAUUUAAAAACACAUUUUGAGAUGGAUUCAAAUGAAAUAUUUUCUGAAAAAUUAAGUGAGAACUGUGAUUCAAUGGAGAGUUCAGCUGAUCAUCCAAUGCAAACUUCUAAAGCUGAUGAAAAAGAACAUAUUGUAUCGGAGAAUUUAACAACGCAUGAUAUAAUGAAUUCGAAUGAUAUACUUCAUGAUAAACAAGGUGAUGACUAUGAUCUGAUGGAUAAUUCUGAUGAACAUAUGCCACAGAUAGAUAUGUCCCAUCCGUAUAAUUAUUCAAGCCAAAUGUUUUCUGAAGAAUUAAGAGAGAAUAAUGAUCUAAUUGGUAGUUCAGCUGAACAUUCAACUCAAACUGGUGAUAUGUCCCCUGUGUAUGAUUUUUCAAGUGAAAUGUUUUCUGAGGAAUUUGGAGUGAACAGUGAUUUGAUGGAGAGUUCAGAUAUCCAUUCAGCACAGAUGCAUCAUAUGUAUAAUUUGGCCUUUAAUAUACAGAAUAAAUUACUAAAAAAAUCAAAAUCUCGUACUAAUCCAAAAGAUAGAAUUGUUAAAGAUCGUGUGUGUGACCAAUGUGGGAAAUCAUUUCGGGGCAAAAGUAAUUUAAUGCGUCAUUUACGUAUUCAUACUAAUGAGAAACCAUAUGUGUGUGAGUUAUGUGGCAAAGCAUUUAAUCAAGGAAGUACUUUGCGAUCACAUAUACGUACCCAUAGUGAAGAAAAACCUUAUAUUUGUGAAGUCUGUAGUAGAGCAUUUGCAAAUAGAUCCAAUUUAAAAUCCCAUUUGCGUACUCAUUCAACAGAUAAACCUUAUACUUGUGAUAUCUGUAUGGAAACAUUUAAGAGAAAAAAUCUUUUAAGAGAUCAUAUUUUGACUCAUACAGGUGUGGCACCUUAUGCAUGUAACAUAUGUAAUAAAACGUUCAAUGUAAAAUGCACAUUGCAGCAGCAUUUACUUACUCAUAAUAAAGAUAAACUGUAUACUUGUGAACUCUGUGGAAAAUCAUAUACCCAUAGAUGUAGAUUGAAGAAUCAUUUAAUCACUCAUGAAAGUGAGAGUCCUUUUAUAUGUGAAGUGUGCAAGAAAGGAUUUUCUAACAAAAGUAAUUUAAUUGUUCAUUUGCGUAUUCAUACGCAAGAGAAACCUUAUAUUUGUGAGGUCUGUGAUAAAGCUUUCACUCAAAUAAGUACUUUAAAAUCGCAUAUAUACACUCAUAAAAAAGAUGAAAAACCUCAUAAAUGUGAGACUUGUGGAAAAGCUUUUACAAGGAAGGAUAUAUUAAGAAAGCAUUCAUCAUCACAACACAUGAAAAACUUACCUCCUAUUGAAAUACCUAGUGAAAAAUAAGCUUUCUUCUCUGUCAAAAUAAAACUUGGGAAUAGGAUACAGAAUAUUGACAAAAUUUUUUUGAAUACAAUGGGAAAUCAUUUAAUAAUAAUAGAAUUUUUUAUUCAUAUGUAUGUGAACUAAAAAAUUUAUGUUGACACUAAUGCUUUAUUAGAUAUAUUUGCAUGGAAAUCCAAUAUAUUGUGCUUAAUUAUCAGUACUUUUUUUUUCUCUAAUUGUUGGUAAAGCCUUAACUUCUUGAGUUGACUUUGAGGUAUGUGUGCCUAAACUAUUUUUAUUUUCAUUUAUGUAGUUGUGAUAGUUGAAAGCAUUUUCUCUGAUGAUGCUUCAGUUUAUUAUCUUUUUCUUUGCCACAGAAAAGAGCUUGAAGUAUAGAGGUACUUCAUAUUAUUCUAUGAUUAGCAAAGUUAUGUUAUUGUAUUUUUUAAUCAUUACUUGCAAUUUAGACUAUUAAUGAAGAGAAUAUGCAUUUGUCGUCAUUCAUCAUUAUGAUUUCAACUUAUCAAAACAAUGAUCAAAUUCGGAUCUGAUUGAUCAAUCUAUAAGUACCAGCUAUUGGAUACUUAUUUUACCUAAAUUUUAGUUCCUCUUGCUAUAUUAUUUAUUAUAUGUGAACAUAUAUGUUAUUUAAUACAUAUUCACCAUUGCUUUUUGUUAUGAAAUGGUAAUCAAGUUUUAUUUACGCAAAUAUAUAUAUCUAGAAUUAAGUAUUUAGUAUUGUUCCAAUAUUAAUGAAAUGGGAAUACUAUUAGAUGUGAAGAAAUGAAAAUAUUGUGAUUUCUUUUGUAUAAAGUGGCAUGUUAUUGGUAAUAAAUGGUAGU